AGAACAGCUCGGGCUGUGUUCCUGCAAGAGCAGAAUAACCACCGCGGCAGACCCGGGCGACGACGGAACAAGCCAAGAUGGAUGAUAAUAUAGAUACAAAACCCAUUCUAGAAGAACUGCUUCUCAAAAGGUCACAGCAAAAGAAGAAAAUGUCACCAAAUAAUUAUAAAGAGCGGCUUUUUGUGUUGACCAAAACAAAUCUUUCCUACUAUGAAUAUGACAAAAUGAAAAGAGGCAGCAGGAAAGGAUCAAUCGAAAUUAAGAAAAUCAGAUGCGUGGAGAAAGUAAAUCUCGAGGAGCAGACACCCGUGGAGAGACAGUAUCCAUUUCAGAUCGUCUAUAAAGAUGGACUUCUCUAUGUGUAUGCAUCAAAUGAAGAGAGUCGGAGUCAGUGGUUGAAAGCAUUACAAAAAGAGAUAAGGGGCAACCCCCACCUGCUGAUCAAGUACCACAGUGGAUUCUUCGUGGAUGGGAAGUUCUUGUGCUGCCAGCAGAGUUGUAAAGCGGCCCCAGGAUGUACCCUCUGGGAAGCAUAUGCUGAUCUGCACACUGCAGUCAAUGAAGAGAAACAUAGACUUCCUAUCUUCCCAGAUAGGGUGCUGAAGAUUCCUCGGGCAGUUCCUGUUCUCAAAAUGGAUGCACCAUCUUCAAGUACCACUCUAGCCCAAUAUGACAGUGACUCAAAGAAGAACUAUGGAUCCCAGCCAAAUGUCAACAUGCAGUAUAUUCCAAGGGAAGACUGCCCUGACUGGUGGCAAGUAAGAAAACUGAAAAGCAGUGAAGAUGUUGCAUGCAGUAACCAAAGGGAAAGAAAUGUUGUAAAUCAUAGCACCUCAAAGAUUUCAUGGGGAUUCCCUGAGUCAAGUUCAGGAUUCCCUGAGUCAAGUUCAUCUGAAGAAGAGGAAAACCUGGAUGAUUAUGACUGGUUUGCAGGUAACAUCUCCAGGUCACAAUCUGAGCAGUUACUGAGACAAAAGGGGAAAGAAGGAGCAUUUAUGGUUAGAAACUCCAGCCAAGUGGGGAUGUACACAGUGUCCUUAUUUAGCAAGGCUGUGAAGCAGCGGCAGAGCAUCCAGAGCAUGAUCACACGGCUCCGCCACCCCGUGUCAACCAAGGCCAACAAGGUCCCCGUCUCUGUGUCCCUGGGAAAUGGAAUCUGGGAACUAAAAAGAGAAGAGAUUACCCUGUUGAAGGAGCUGGGAAGUGGCCAGUUUGGAGUGGUCCAGCUGGGCAAGUGGAAAGGGCAGUACGAUGUUGCCGUUAAGAUGAUCAAGGAGGGCUCCAUGUCAGAAGAUGAAUUCUUUCAGGAGGCCCAGACCAUGAUGAAACUCAGCCAUCCCAAGCUGGUUAAAUUCUAUGGAGUGUGUUCAAAGAAAUACCCCAUAUACAUAGUGACUGAGUAUAUAACCAAUGGCUGCUUGCUGAAUUACCUGAGGAAUCAUGGAAAAGGACUUGAACCUUCCCAGCUCUUAGAAAUGUGCUAUGAUGUCUGUGAAGGUAUGGCCUUCUUGGAGAGCCACCAAUUCAUACACCGGGACUUGGCUGCUCGGAACUGCUUGGUGGAUAGUGACCUCUCUGUGAAAGUAUCUGACUUUGGAAUGACGAGGUAUGUUCUCGAUGACCAGUAUGUCAGUUCAGUAGGAACAAAGUUUCCAGUCAAGUGGUCAGCUCCAGAGGUGUUUCACUACUUCAAAUACAGCAGCAAGUCCGAUGUAUGGGCAUUUGGGAUCCUGAUGUGGGAGGUGUUCAGCCUGGGGAAGCAGCCCUAUGACUUAUAUGACAACUCCCAGGUGGUUGUGAAGGUCUCUCAGGGCCACAGGCUCUACCGGCCUCAACUGGCAUCGGACACCAUCUACCAGAUCAUGUACAGCUGCUGGCACGAGCUUCCAGAAAAACGUCCCACAUUUCAGCAACUCCUAUCUUCCAUUGAACCGCUUCGGGAAAAAGACAAGCCUUGA
Propithecus coquereli (Coquerel's sifaka) is the source of this 1958-nucleotide messenger RNA. RefSeq names its product BMX non-receptor tyrosine kinase (gene BMX). Gene Ontology annotation, biological process: adaptive immune response; intracellular signal transduction; B cell receptor signaling pathway. The record is from RefSeq and is a predicted model, not a curated record. NCBI's taxonomy places the organism in Eukaryota, Metazoa, Chordata, Mammalia, Primates, Indriidae. Gene Ontology annotation, molecular function: ATP binding; non-membrane spanning protein tyrosine kinase activity. Bases 78 to 1958 code for a protein of 626 amino acids. The transcript is spliced from 19 exons.